AUGGAUCGGGUACUCCUAUAUUUCUUCGCCAUAGUCGGCUCAACAGUCGCUGUUAGUAAAAAUGUUAUGUUUGAUGACUCUUUGUUAUUCGACCGCUCAAACACAGAAUACGAAACCGUCCUCAGCCCGUCGGACUUUGAGCUAGCUGCCCAGUUGGCCGACUCGAUCCAGCAUGCCGAGGGUGAUAUCUGGGAUUCUGAUGCCAUGUACAGCAAAGGAAAAUUUGAAGGAGACAUUGCGAACCCGAACCUGAACGCAUCUACCAUGGAACUAUUUGUGAAUGGUGGCAAGGUUGAGGGCAAUGGAGGCAAUUACUACAAUGCCAUCAAGAACAGACUCCAACUGUGGCCAAACGGAAAGAUCCCAUACACCAUUUCCUCCCAAUACAGCUCCUACAGGUAUCUAGAGCUGAUAGACAAAAAACAAUUUUCCCGUUUCCGCCGUUCCAUGAUCGCGGCUGCUAUGAAUGAGUAUGCCACUCACACUUGCAUCUCCUGGGUACCAAAGGGAGCCAAUGAUGUCAACUACGUCCAUAUUUUCCCUGAUCGUGGCUGCUACUCGAUGGUCGGAAAGAUGGGUGGCAAGCAGUCUCUAUCCCUUGGAUCCGGCUGCAUCCAAAAGGGUAUCAUUAUCCACGAAAUGAUGCACGCCGUCGGUUUCUUCCACGAGCAAUCCCGCACCGAUCGUGAUGACUGGAUCACGAUCCUCUGGAACAACAUCCAACCCGGAAUGCAAGGACAGUUCGAAAAGUACGGGCAUGGCACCAUCCAGUCCCUGGAUACUAGCUACGAUUACAGCUCAAUUAUGCACUAUGGAAACAAGGCUUUCUCAAGGAAUGGUCAACCCACCAUCGUCCCGAAGAAGACCGGCGCUAACAUCGGCCAGCGAAGCGGAUUUUCUGGUGUUGACAGCCACAAAAUCAACAAGCUGUAUCAGUGCACUGAUACAAUUAACUAUAUGAUAUAUUUCAGGACCCGACCCGAAGGCAACGACCACCCGACCGGCCGUCGUUACCGUGGGAUCAACCACUGCCCCACCACAGCCACAAACCUUCCGCCCCUACCCUCCCGCUCCUACCCUCCCCCGGCACCUACUAUUGAGUGCCGCAAUCUGCGCGGAGACUGUGAUGAUCUUGCCUCCCAAGGUUGGUGCACCCGCAAUCCGGGAUGGAUGCGGCAACAUUGCCCGAUUUCCUGCGGCAUGUGCAAGCCAGCUACUAAACCAGCCCCAGUUGUCGUCCCGGUAGCCACCACGACAACCCCAUCGCCGAUGACACGGCCCCAGCCUUCCACACUGCCACCACCGCAGCCGAUCGCGGUCGGAGAUUGUGAUGAUCUUCGUGUUGACUGUGAUCACUUGAUGAAGCAGCGGUACUGCAAGACUGCACCAACCUUCAUGAAACAAAACUGCGCCAAGACCUGUGGUUUCUGCUUCAAGCCAAUCCCCACCGAAGUUCCAGACGUCAAGGGACCAGCAGUUGUCACCAACCAGCCCCUUAUCUCGAUGUGGCGAUCUUCGACUGCGCCUCCAGCCCCGGGGCCAACGACAAACACAGGUGUAGUGCAGCCACCCACGCCUCACCCUUGUGAGGAUAAGAAGCAUUUUUGUGCUCAUUGGAAGGGAGCCGGUUUUUGCGAGGGUAUCUUCGCUAGCUACAUGCGCAAGAAUUGCCCCGCAAGCUGUGGUCAUUGC
Mesorhabditis spiculigera is the source of this 1692-nucleotide messenger RNA. The record is from the annotation of a GenBank genome assembly. Lineage: Eukaryota; Metazoa; Nematoda; Chromadorea; Rhabditida; Rhabditidae.